GGACCAUGUUACGCACUACGCAUUGUUGUUACGCACUACGUAACGUCCCUGUUCCUGUGGGUGGGAAGCCCCUAGCUCGACCUGCCACCGCCCGGCCCAGAGACACUCGGAGAGACGAUCUUGGAUGAGUAGUAAGGAUUGUACAACAUAGCUAUGCAGACCAUCAAGUGUGUUGUAGUGGGGGACGGAGCAGUCGGUAAAACAUGUCUGCUCAUCUCUUACACCACAAACAAGUUCCCCUCUGAAUAUGUACCAACGGUGUUUGAUAACUAUGCUGUGACUGUAAUGAUUGGAGGGGAGCCCUACACUCUGGGCUUGUUUGACACUGCAGGUCAGGAGGAUUACGACCGGUUACGACCUCUGAGUUAUCCCCAGACUGAUGUCUUCCUUGUCUGCUUCUCAGUCGUGUCCCCAUCUUCCUUUGAGAACGUCAAAGAAAAGUGGGUACCGGAGAUAACUCACCACUGUCCAAAGACUCCCUUCCUGCUGGUGGGGACCCAGAUUGAUCUGCGGGACGACCCCUCGACCAUAGAGAAGCUGGCCAAGAACAAGCAGAAGCCCAUCACCCCUGAGACGGCUGAGAAGCUGGCCCGAGACCUGAAGGCUGUUAAAUACGUGGAGUGCUCCGCCCUCACACAGAAAGGCCUAAAAAAUGUGUUUGAUGAGGCGAUACUGGCUGCCCUGGAGCCCCCCGAGCCCAAGAAGAAACGCAAAUGUGUGAUGCUAUGAAUGGUGCCCGUCUCUCACACACACACACACACUCACACUCACACUCUCUCUCACACACACACACACACACCUUUCCCUUGCUCUGCUAAGGCUGGUUCACAGCGUUUGUCACCAAGUUAUGAAUAGAGUCAACCAACAUGUUAUAUAAAACAAGCCAUCUUUAUUGUAAAAAGUUAGAACGCAAAGCUAACAUGGCUAACGGUGUGUUUAACCAGGACUGGAUAUUGUUCAAUCACACAGCCACCCUUCAAGGGGCUGGCGAUGGUGACCCGCCUCUCUCCGUAGGCUUCAGGGGGUCAACCUAAAUCAAGCCCUGCCCCCGCCCCCUCUACCUGGCCCAAACACAGCCUUUAUACCCUGCUGUUCGGCCAGCAUCCUUGCCCCAUAACCUCCUUUUUUACCCCCGGCUUUGCCGAGAGGAGUGCGAAUGGAGUAGUGUUUAAAGUCGUUUUGCCAACACCCCUCCCAAGCACAAAUCUGAUACGUUCCACAUUUCAAAUGGGCCCAGUCCCAGGCCCCAUGGGACCCUGGGUUCUGGGCUGGCCUGGUUGAUAUACAGCCGUGUGGCGGUCCACAUGGAGGAUUGUAAACGUAGCUGUGAACCACUCGGAACCCGUUAAGUGGCCAGACAUCAUAGGUUGAGCGUAGCGUUGGCGUGGGGAAUGUGGUAUUUAUUAUUGAAGCUCCAAAGGCUCCCAGUAGCACCGGGCCUGAAGUGGACCGGGCCCUUCUCAAAGCAGGGAACUCCUAACAGUGUUAGCAGGACGAGUGGUAUGUUCUCCAAGCGUCGCCAGGGACCAGAGUCAAAGUAUACCGUUUAAAGUGAUCCUGUAUCGUUGCAAUUUGAACGGGUCAAAUGGAGAAGUACACAAAACAAAUAUUCAAACUGUUAUGGCUUGUAUGGGCAGCCAUAGUUCCAGUACCGUUGUUCAUUUGUUUGUUAAGGCUCGUUUGAAUUUGAAUUCUCCACCAUAAUUCUGUGCCAAGUCAGAAUGUGGUGCCUGGGUGAGAGCUUGUGUGAGCUGUACCUUGUGUAGGACUGCUCUACCCAUUCAGACUGUACUGUACUGCAUGUGGCUCUGCCUCUCUGUCCUGAUGAUAGGUUUUAACUCAUGUAAUAAUAAUGUAAGAUGGCACACAAUGUGGAUGUAGGCUCCAGAUGUUUUUACCGAAAUGUUUAUUUCUUGUAUGGCAGUUUGUUUUUAUUUGUAUUUUUAUUUUAUAUAAAUAUAUAUAUAUAUAAAGGUUACUUUACUCCCUUUACAUUUAGGGGUCGGGACUCAUCUGAACACUCCCCCUUCAGUUACAAAAAGCAAAGUCAGAUUUGUUGAGUCUUUUUAAAACCUCCAUUGGCAAUGAAACUGAUUUGGCAAAAACGAUUUUUUCCUCCACUGGUGGAUUUAGAAUUGGGUUGACGUCCAACCGAAGUCGGUAUAAUUAUAACCUGAUGUUUUUGGUGCAAAUCCAAAUGCUUUGUCUGAAGUCUUCGUUAUUUGUAUAUGCAUUCUUUAAAAAAAUAUUAAACUUAUACCUUAAUUGCCUUUGCAA
Gadus macrocephalus (Pacific cod) is the source of this 2277-nucleotide messenger RNA. Its product is annotated as cell division control protein 42 homolog. NCBI's taxonomy places the organism in Eukaryota, Metazoa, Chordata, Actinopteri, Gadiformes, Gadidae. Gene Ontology annotation, cellular component: dendritic spine. Gene Ontology annotation, molecular function: GTP binding; GTPase activity. Gene Ontology annotation, biological process: modification of synaptic structure; small GTPase-mediated signal transduction. The coding region runs from base 154 to 729 and encodes 191 amino acids. The transcript is spliced from 6 exons. The record is from RefSeq and is a predicted model, not a curated record.